GGCACCGCAAGCAACAGAAUCAAGAGUUGUUCUGCAAGUUGACAACUGACUGUGUUUUCCAUAGAACAGAGAUUUAUAUAUUUUUUUUUGCUGCGUGAUUUUCACUGAAGGGGACCAUGGUUAUGUUGAAGAUCUCCGCUUUCCUCGUUGCCUACGCUCUGGUCAUCUGUCAGAUGUACAGCUCACAAGCCGCUCCUGCCAGACCGGGUUUAGAAUCCAUGUCAGACCGAGUCACGCUCACGGACUACGAGGCUCGAAGGUUACUCAACGCCAUCGUCAAGGAGUUUGUGCAGAUGACGGCGGAGGAGCUGGAACAGCAGGCGACCGAUGGAAACAGCAUGGACAGGCCCAUAGCCAAGCGCUGCUCCAACCUCAGCACCUGCGUUCUGGGUAAACUGUCUCAGGAGCUGCACAAGUUGCAGACGUUCCCUCGCACGAACGUGGGUUCGGGAACGCCCGGCAAGAAGCGCAGCCCUGACACUGACAUGUACGCAGGUUACGGCGACGCCUUUGAUACCAUCUAACCCCGAGGGCGCCCGCCACUAACCCCACCCCAACCCCGCCCUUUGAAAACCCCGCCCCCAACAGGCCCCUGGUUUACCUCGACAACUCCUAUUCCUCCUUCUUCCUCCUCUUCUUUCUUCCUCUUCCUCCUCCUCUUCCUCCUUCCUCCUGCUCUUCCUUCGUCCUCUUCCUCCUCCUCCUCUUCUGACAGCGUUGGUGAUGUUACUCAUAACAUCUAACUGGUUACUUUUGACCAAUCGCAUACUUUAAUUAAUACAUUUGAUCAUUUAUGGUUUAAACCGUGUUAUAGUUUAAAACAUAAAUCCUAAAAACACACCUGUAUUUAAAUGGAUUUAAAUCUACAGUAAUUCUAGUCUGAUUUGGAUAUUAUUAUAUACUUUAAUUAUAUAUUAUCUAAUUAUUAGAGCCAUAUUUGUCCUUUAGUGUCAUCUGAUACUGGUUCAGUUUUACAUUUGAACCAAUAGUAAAUGACUGUAAAACUAAACUAAAGUUUAUGCUGGUCGUUGUGUUUGUUUGACUUUAGUUCAAUGAGUCUGAUUUUUACUGACAGAUCGACUCAUACCAGAACAUUUGGAUGUUUAAUCAGUUCAUUUAUUGGUUGAAUUCCUGUAUCAUUACGUGGAUCGAGUCCAUCGCCAACGCCGUCUCCUGCUCAUGUUUGGAUUGGCUGAUGCAUGACCCACUGACAUGACAUGACUCUUAUUUGCUUUUUCUUCCCCUUUUUGGCAGAGAACGGUUUAAUCCCAUCAUUUCAGACAAUCAGUUUCCAUCGGUGUCAUGACGGCGCUGUCCGUUUACACUCAUCACACACCAUGUUUGUUGGUCAAUAAACGUAUUUUUCUACCAUGAAGCCUUAGCUGGUUUUCAUUCUCAGAGUUAAUUAGACCUGAUCAGACUCUGGACCAAACACGAACCAGACGUUAAACUCAUUAGAAACUCAUUCAUGGACGUAAAGUCAGAGUUUUAGAGGAUGUCACACUUUCAUCGAAUACAAAGGUAAGAAAAUCCACCAAAUGAAACAUGAAUGUUCAAUGUGACAAAUGUUACAAAUAGAAACUAGUUUUUGUGAUUAUUUUAUGACUUUUUCCUGGUUCUUUCUUUUGAUAUAAUGACUUUUUUCAACUUUUCCCUCAUAAUU
Molecule: messenger RNA, 1663 nt
Organism: Sphaeramia orbicularis (orbiculate cardinalfish)
Lineage: Eukaryota; Metazoa; Chordata; Actinopteri; Kurtiformes; Apogonidae
Product: calcitonin gene-related peptide
Exons: 4
Coding region: 117-524 (135 amino acids)
Biological process (GO): regulation of cytosolic calcium ion concentration; adenylate cyclase-activating G protein-coupled receptor signaling pathway
Cellular component (GO): extracellular region
Molecular function (GO): hormone activity; calcitonin receptor binding
Source: RefSeq, a predicted model, not a curated record